Molecule: messenger RNA, 411 nt
Organism: Ectocarpus siliculosus
Lineage: Eukaryota; Phaeophyceae; Ectocarpales; Ectocarpaceae
Source: the annotation of a GenBank genome assembly
AUGGCUCGCACGAAGCAGACCGCCCGUAAGUCCACCGGAGGCAAGGCCCCCCGCAAGCAGCUGGCCACCAAGGCCGCCCGCAAGUCCGCACCGGCCACCGGCGGUGUCAAGAAGCCCCACCGCUACAGGCCCGGCACCGUAGCCCUGCGCGAGAUCCGUCGCUACCAGAAGUCCACCGAGCUGCUCAUCCGCAAGCUCCCCUUCCAGCGGCUUGUGCGCGAGAUCGCCCAGGACUUCAAGAGCGACCUCCGCUUCCAGGGAUCGGCUGUGCUCGCUCUUCAGGAGGCUGCCGAGGCCUACCUUGUGGGCCUGUUCGAAGACACCAACUUGUGCGCGAUCCACGCCAAGCGCGUGACCAUCAUGCCCAAGGACAUCCAGCUGGCCCGCCGCAUCCGCGGCGAGCGCUCUUAG